Chlorella variabilis is the source of this 192-nucleotide messenger RNA. RefSeq lists its product as hypothetical. NCBI's taxonomy places the organism in Eukaryota, Viridiplantae, Chlorophyta, Trebouxiophyceae, Chlorellales, Chlorellaceae. Bases 1 to 192 code for a protein of 63 amino acids. The transcript is spliced from 3 exons. The record is from RefSeq and is a predicted model, not a curated record.
AUGGCCAGUGACAUCCAAGCGGAGACCCUGCAGCAGCUGUCCCCCUGUGACGUGGCUGCGCUCCAGAAGUGCCUGAAGGAGAACAAGGGAGACCGGCAGAAGUGCUUGGAGGAGAUUACCGCCUUCCAGCGGGCCUGCAGCAAGGGCAAGCCGGGCCCGAAGGCAGCGCAGCCGGCCCCGCAGCAGCAGUGA